Messenger RNA from Symbiodinium natans, 645 nucleotides. NCBI's taxonomy places the organism in Eukaryota, Dinophyceae, Suessiales, Symbiodiniaceae. The record is from the annotation of a GenBank genome assembly.
AUGCCAUCGACCAUGGCGCUACUCCUCUUCCGGAAUGCCGACCGAUUGCACACGGGCGAGACUCUCUUCGUGAAGCGCUGGCCUCCUGCUGGUGGCCUCAAGGAGCUUCUGCAGCUGGCCGGCGAGGCCACGAAGCCUGUGGUUGCUCCAGCGCGGGCAUUGUACGAUGUCAUGCUGAAGCCGGUGAUGUCGCUGGAUGAGGUGCAACCUGGUGGUACUUACCUGGUGAAGGGCUUGGAGGGCUUCGACCCGCCAAAGCUCUUCUUCAACCACCAAGCAGCUCAGGGGCCAUCGCUUCGAACCUUGGCACGGGCGAAAGAAGCAGUGGCCGGGGACCGUGAUGUAGUGGAGCAAUUCUCGCAGGUGCCGUCCUUGGCCUCGCAGAAGACCCGGGCCUCACUUGACAGGGAGCCCCUGCCGACGGUGCAAUCUCCGCCCUGGCUGUCGCAGGAAGGAAUGCCAGAAGCAGAGCCGCGGAUGAGACAAUGGCAGGUGGAUGAUUUCAUCCAACACAAGUUGAGCUGGAGCUGUCAAGGUCCCCUUCACCGUCACUACUUCUGGGACGAGUGGACACCUGUUCUGAAAUCAUCGUACAACAGACACCAGAAGCGGAUCGACCGCUUUGCAAGCACUUCAUCCGGCUGA